AUUAGCUUAGGGGUGAUUUCUCUGAACCAUUCUCUGCCCUCUGUCUUUAACACAUAGUACCAGGUUUCCUCUCCAGUCUCUACUAUACUAAACCUUUCACCCAUCCUUCGUUACUUAUAUUUCUCUUUUAUGAUACAAUGAACAUUAUGUCCACCCACCAGUGUAGUUGGCCCCUGAAAAUUCAGGAUCAUACUGACAAAGGAAGUAUAAUAAAUAAGGCUCCAUUUUCAGGGUAUCCUGGGACUUAUUCUGGAGGAUUAGACUUCCUUAAUGUUGGAUACCUUGCUCAUAAAUGUCGCCAUAGUGCCAGGAAAUGUAGGCCUAUCUUUUCCACUGCAGUGAGUGACAGUAUGGAUCCUUAUGACUCGGAUGACAAUGAUAAGAACAAAUCUCAGAAUGGUGAAAUCAAUGACGUGAAUAGUGAAAUGCUUAGAGAGUCUCUCGAGAAAAUAGUUGGUACAGAUGAUUCCACGUUUAAUGGAUUUGACCUUGCCACUCUUAUUAGGAACAAAUAUGGGAAGUCUUAUGAUGUUCAGUUGAUAAAGAAGGAAUUCAUGGGAAGAAAUCUCCUUGCUAUGAAUGUCAUGUGGAAGUACAUGGAGCAGAGAUCCUUCCCAUUGACUGAAGAAGAGUAUAUUUUGAGGCUUGAUGAUGUUGCAAACACAUUAAAAUGUUGGGGAGCUGUCUCACAUAUUCGGAACAGCCUAGAAAAAUCAAAAGAACGACCUCGGAUAGGGAAGGCCGUAAGCAUUUUCAUAGAUAUGGAUGAGUCUGGUGCUCGUGCAAAUGAGUGGAUCUACAGAUAGAUUGCAUUGAUGUGUUGAAAUUCAUCUCUAGACACUAAAUUCAAGAUUAUAAUGAGAGAGAAGUCCAUAGCUAGCAGGACCACCACUUUUUUUUUUCUGAACUUGGUUAGUUUGAAUUUUAUUACACUUGGAUCUUAACAAUAUCUACAUAGUCUUUCUAACGUUUCUGUUGGCAUCAGGUCAAGGGAACAUAAUAUUUUUGGUUCUUCCCUUCUUUUUUUCAUUUGAAGUUUACAGUAUUGAUGUAAAGUGAGUUAAUAUAAGAAAAGAAUCCACAUUAAAAAUUACUAGUAAA
This is a messenger RNA of Gastrolobium bilobum, 1101 nucleotides long. RefSeq lists its product as uncharacterized. Bases 138 to 806 code for a protein of 222 amino acids. The transcript has 6 exons. The record is from RefSeq and is a predicted model, not a curated record. NCBI's taxonomy places the organism in Eukaryota, Viridiplantae, Streptophyta, Magnoliopsida, Fabales, Fabaceae.